AUGUCUGCUGAAGUUGAAGUGGCCAAACUAUCAAAGUCGGUGAGUGAAUCCUCCGACGAUUCUGCGGCCUUUGUGGCCCUGCCGCAGAAGCGAAACUACCGACAGCGGGCGCACUCCAACCCAAUAGCCGACCACUGCAUGGACUACCCGAUAACGCCGGACUUGAUCGAUUGGAGCAUCUUCUACCCCGACUACAAAGCAGAGACCAGCAAUGGCGUCGAGUUUCUCGAUAUUGGCUGCGGAUACGGUGGACUGCUGGUGGAGCUCUCGCCACUCUUUCCGCAAACACUGAUGCUCGGAAUGGAGAUUCGCGUAAAGGUGUCCGACUACGUGAUGGACCGAGUAAAGGCUCUGCGCGUCCAGCACGAAGGACAGUAUCGAAAUAUCAACUGCAUUCGCAGCAACGCCAUGAAGUACCUGCCCAACUUUUUCCGAAAAGGCCAACUGAGCAAGAUAUUCUUCCUCUUUCCUGAUCCACACUUCAAGAAGCAAAAGCACAAGUGGCGAAUCAUCUCAAGCACGCUACUGUCAGAGUAUGCCUACUUCCUCCGAGUGGGUGGUCACGUUUACGUGGCCUCCGAUGUGAAGGAGCUGUACGAGUGGAUGUGUAAGCACCUGCAGGAGCAUCCGCUCUUUGAGCAGUUGCCCGAAUCCGAAGUGAAACUCGACCCAGUCGUGGCCAAGUUUCCUCUCACCGAGGAAGGGAAGAAGGUGACCCGAAACGGCGGUGAUAUGUGGAACGCCGUCUUUCGACGCAUUGAGGAUCCCUUUGUGAGAGAGCAGUGA
Messenger RNA from Rhagoletis zephyria (snowberry fruit fly), 786 nucleotides. The record is from RefSeq and is a predicted model, not a curated record. Lineage: Eukaryota; Metazoa; Arthropoda; Insecta; Diptera; Tephritidae.